CCUCUGGUUCCGUUUCCGUCUUUGAGCCAGCUUUUGUUGAGCGUAGUUUAGCCAUGGUUUAGCGUUUAGCGUGAACGCGGCGGAAAGCAGAAGGGGUUUGCGCUUUUUCCGCUGUGAUGUUGCAUGACGUUUGUACAAAAACUUAAAGCUUGAGUAGAAAUGGACGCCAGGAUACCACUGCCUGUGGAACCAUUACCCCAUGAGACAGACGACAAACGAAUAUGGGUCGGAAACCUUGACAGCCGUCUGACCGAGUUUCAGCUCAUUAAAGUACUGAAGAAGUAUGGCAAUGUUAAGAAAUUUGACUUCCUCUUCCACAAGGCUGGUCCUCUGAAGGGCCAUCCCAGAGGCUACUGCUUUGUCACUUAUGAAACCAAAGAACAGGCUGAACGUGCUCUGAGCUGCUUGCAUGGAAAACUGGUUUUCUCAAAGACACUUGUGGCAAAGUGGGCCAAUAACGUCCCAAGUGUUGACCUAGCAACACGAAGGCAAGGCUUAAGUCUUGGAGUUGCAAAGAAAGAGCAGAAGCCAGUUCCCAAUGUAAACAGCCAGAUUCACGCAAUUGAAGCCAAGCUGCGAGCCAUGGAAAGGGACAAAGAGAAAGACUUAGGUCAGUGCUUGCUCGCUACACCCCCUGCCCCAUCACACCUUGCAGCAGUGAGGCAGCCCAUGAUCCAGUACCAGCCAAGAACAUACAGGCGGCCCCAGAAGAUGUCAAGAUGACAUUAUACCACUGUGCUGCGUGUAUAGUACAGUAGCACUGCAACAUGGAAUCUUGUCACCUCACCCAAAACUUCCAUCUUCAAAUCAUUUUUCAGCAUUUGAUUGUACAAAAUCAGACCCUCUAUUCGUUGCUUUUUACAGCGUGGCCUGUAAAGAUCUCCCUCAAUAUGUGCUCAUGUGCCCCUGGACUCGCUUUGCAUUGUGACUUGAGGAAGCUGGGACAAUAAAGAUACACUAAAAGUA
Dermacentor albipictus is the source of this 966-nucleotide messenger RNA. Its product is annotated as probable RNA-binding protein 18. The record is from RefSeq and is a predicted model, not a curated record. Lineage: Eukaryota; Metazoa; Arthropoda; Arachnida; Ixodida; Ixodidae. Gene Ontology annotation, molecular function: RNA binding.